AUGGCAUCCGCGGAUGAGCUUCACGACAGCUUGUAUGAGCCACUGCCGGGGGCAAGACACAUCCGGAUAUUGACUCUUGAGUCGGCGUCGACCCGCGCUGAUCCCAUCAUCUGCAGAAUCCAAUCGGAGAACUAUUAUAGUGCCGAAUACGCCGCACUGUCUUACAGCUGGGGCAUGAGCGAUGAUGGGGAUGCUACACUGAACAGAAGCAUUUUGAUGAACGGUCGGGUGAAGGCCGUCACCCAGAACCUCUUCGAAGGCUUAAGCCGAAUCCGCUCUCAUCAAGUCAAACCUCUGCGCCUUUGGAUCGAUGCCGUCUGCAUCAACCAAGCUGAUAUCGAUGAGCGCAACUCCCAAGUGGCUCAAAUGGCGGACAUUUACCGUAAUGCUGCAAUUGUCCUUGUAUGGCUUGGUGAAGGUCGCAGCGAGGCGGAAGACAGCAGCAUGCUCACUAUCAUGGAAAGACUCCUUGGCCACAAAUGGCGUGUGGAUCACCUGGCUUGCAUCAGCUGCAUAUCCCAUUGUCUGCUGGAUGUACAGAUGAGCGACUGUGGAUGCAGACGGCAAUCCACAAAGCAGGACUUACUGACAAAAGCAGACAAAUGUCAUGAGCUGGACAGAAUGUCGGAUCUUCGCCCAUGGCUAGAGGGAUACGUCAAUACCAGCGAGGCCAAUGCAAACGUUGCCACUCAGAGAUCGGCCGCAGUCAUUGCUUUCUACUCUCGCCGCUACUGGAGCAGACGAUGGGUCUUGCAAGAGCUGUACCAUGCCAAGACUACAAUCUGGUACUGGGGACCUUGCAAAUGCAAAUUCUACUUGAACUCCUGGAUACGACUCCUGGGACUGCUGGUGCGGAUACUGUCAAACCUCUUGGAUUUGCGGCCUGGCGACAAAGAAGUUACGCACAUUUCGAACGCAGCGAUCCAUUCUGCUGACGAUUUCAAACGCCGCGCGAAUUUGCUAAUGUGCUUGGCCAACAUUGCACAAGGACGGCUCAACGACCUGCCGGCCGUGAUGGCACUCUGCGUCUCUUUCGAAUGUGGCGAUGCUCGCGACAGACUCUUUGCUAUCGCAAGCAUGUGCAAAGGAGAGAUCCUACCUGACUAUCGAUUCUCUGUAGCGCAGACAUCCGUGUACUUCACCAGAAUUCUUCUUGAAAAUGGCGACUUCUACGUCUGGCAAGGCAAUCUCAACUCCACUCUACUCAGCCGUCAAGGUACUGAGGAUGAGCACUUGCCAUCAUGGGCGAUCGAUGUCCGAAAGACGUUUGUUCACUACAGCAACAGCGCUGGGUUCUCCAGCGGGAAGUCUCUGUCGGUAUUGGAUCUUACUGACAGCGUGCUCACAUGUUGCGUCAAUUGCUAUGGUGUCGUUAGGGGGAUAAAUUUGGAGGAAGGAAGCUUUACCUUGGCAUAUGAGCAAGACUUUCCGACGCGGUCGGCCGGGUCUGAUACCAGCUCACGUCCUACACAAUGGCAUUGCGACAGAUUUGGUUCCACCGAACUUCAGGAAUUGAAGCUAGGGGACAUUCUCCUCGCCCUUGUGGAUGACAGUGAAAAGUCAUACCUUACUGGAUUGUCAUUGUUUGUUCUUCGAGCAGUCCCGGCACCUGAGGUCACGUAUCGGAUCAUCUGCGUUCUUGAUGGAGACGACUAUGUUCUCGAAAACCAAGAAGGACAUUCCAUUGCAGACGGGAAAGUCUGCAAUUCCGGCGCAUAUCGGGAACUACAUGAUUUCCCGCUCGACCUGAAACCUUCUAUCGAGGAGGAGAUCAUUCGUCAUGGGCACGGUGGCAGCACUUCAAGCUAUGACCUUGAUGAGGUCGAGGGCGACAUGUAUUGGGAAGCUAGGAAGUCUAUGCAGUGGGCGCAUAACAACCAUCUCAUUCCGAUUGUUCGCAUGACAGUACGGAUAUGCUGA
This is a messenger RNA of Lecanosticta acicola, 1920 nucleotides long. The record is from the annotation of a GenBank genome assembly. Lineage: Eukaryota; Fungi; Ascomycota; Dothideomycetes; Mycosphaerellales; Mycosphaerellaceae.